UUUCAGAGUAAUAUACACUCUUUUUUGUUUAACAAAUUAAAUGGCGAGUAACUCUUUGAAGGUUUCUUUGCUGACUCUUUUCAUCUUUGCCCUGAUCAUGUCUCCGAUGGCAACCUUGCCGUGCGAUGCAGCAAGGGCGCCGCCGCCGGGAGGACCAGCUCCAACAUCAUUUCCACAUCCGAGAAUUCCCAUUCCCAUAUGCCCUCGAUGUUUGUGUUGUGCUCCUCCUCCAGCUCCAGGCAAAUGCUGCCCCUGCUUUUGCCCUUCUCCAGCUGAACCUCCCAGUUAUUAAAUUCUCACAAAGACAGACAUGAUUAUACAUGCUUUAUCUAAUAUAAUUGUUAUAUGCGUUCACUUUAUAUGUUCGUUUAUGGUUGAUGUGGUUUUGCUUAUUUCUUAUGGA
Messenger RNA from Prosopis cineraria, 403 nucleotides. RefSeq lists its product as uncharacterized. The record is from RefSeq and is a predicted model, not a curated record. The coding region runs from base 41 to 292 and encodes 83 amino acids. NCBI's taxonomy places the organism in Eukaryota, Viridiplantae, Streptophyta, Magnoliopsida, Fabales, Fabaceae. The transcript has 2 exons.